GCCCUACCCGGAGUCCGGGCCACGUGCGCUUGUUUCCUAGGCCGGAGCGCUCACGUGACCCGAGUCAGCUGAUCCGUCAUGGCUGGUACCCGCGCUUAAUGGGUUCUACCGCCCCAACCGUCCUGCUGAGUGGUCCGUGAGCCACGGAUCCUGGUGUCUUCUUCUUCUGACAUGGAGGGGCUGCUUCAGAGUGUGGAGAGGGACCUAAGCAUUGACUCUCGACAGCUGGCGUUGGCUCCUGGGGGUACCUAUGUGGUAGCCCUGGUGCCUGUGCGGUGGCUGGCAAGUCUCCGGGAAAGGAAGCUGCCUCCUGGGCCCUGUCCCCGAACUGAGGGGUUGAGUGAAGCUGAAACAAGAACCCUCCUUCAGCGCUCAGUACAGAGACUGCCAGCUGGCUGGACACGUGUGGAAAUACAUGGGCUGCGGAAGCGGAAACUGGCCUAUCCACUGGCUCUGGGCUCCAGCCAACCUUCAGAAGAGCACUCUGGGGUCCCUGAGACCUUGACCAGAUUUAUGCGGGAUACUGCUGCCCAGAACUAUCGCAACCUGUGGCAUAGUGCCUACCAUGCCCAUGGGCGGCCAUACAACCACGGCACUGCUCCGCCUGAAGGUUCUGCCCUCAGUGCUGUGAAGCAGGCCUUGCAGAAGGUUUAUGGCUGCCCAUUCCUUCAAGUGGGCAAGGGCACCCAGUGCCCAUCUCCUGUGAGGGAGGGCCCCUCAGCUCCUAGGGCCGCGACAGUCUGCCCCAAUCUCUUACAGGCUGAAGCGCUCUUAGAAUCGCCAGACAUGUUGUAUGUUGUGUACCCUCAUGUGCAGUACUGUCUUCACGAUGUGGUCACUUUCAGUCCAGCCAAGCUCAGUAACAGCCAUGCCAAAGUGCUGUUCAUCCUUUUCCAUGUGCUGCAGGCUAUGGAUGCCUGUCAUCGACAAGGUCUGGCUUGUGGGGCCCUCUCCCUGUGUCAUGUUGCUGUGGAUGAGAAGCUGUGCAGCCAACUCCAGCCGGACUUGAGUGCUUAUGAAGCCCCUGAGGAAGAGGAGGAAGAGAAGCCUAUGAAGAACGUAGUGGAGGCUGAGCCUGCGAGUGUCCCUGAGCCCACGAAGGGAGAAGGGCCCAGGGAUCCUAUUUGCCAGGAAGGGCUGAGGAGGCUGGUGCUCGACUGGGUCCAUGGCCGAGUCAGUAACUUUCACUAUCUCAUGCAGCUGAACUGGCUGGCGGGGCGCCGAUGGGGAGACCCCAACUACCACCCUGUGCUGCCCUGGGUGGUUGACUUCACCACCCAGAAUGGACGCUUCCGGGAUCUGCGAAAGUCCAAAUUCCGGCUCAAUAAAGGGGACAAACAGCUGGAUUUCACUUACGAGAUGACACGACAGGCCUUUGUGGCUAGUGGCGGUGUCAGUGCUGGAGAACCACCCCAUGUGCCACACCACAUCUCGGAUGUGCUGUCUGACAUCACUUAUUACGUGUAUACAGCACGGCGCACUCCCCGGGCUGUGCUCUGUGGCCACGUGAGGGCCCAGUGGGAACCCCACGAAUACCCGGCCAGCAUGGAACGCAUGCAGAGCUGGACACCUGACGAAUGCAUCCCUGAAUUCUAUACUGAUCCCACCAUCUUCCGCUCCAUCCACUCAGAUAUGCCAGAUCUGGAUGUGCCAGCCUGGUGCAGUUCAGGUGAGGAGUUUGUGGCGGCCCAUCGGGCAUUGCUGGAAAGCCAAGAAGUAUCCCAAGACCUUCAUCACUGGAUUGACCUCACCUUUGGCUACAAGUUGCAAGGCAAGGAAGCAGUGAAGGAGAAGAAUGUGUGCUUGCACCUUGUAGAUAGCCACACGCAUCUGACCAGUUAUGGUGUGGUACAACUCUUUGACCAGCCCCACCCCCAGCGCCUGGUAGGAGCCCCAGCCCUGGCCCCUGAGCCACCGGUCAUCCCCAGGCCUCUCAUCCAGAUAGUCCGAGAGACUGCUGGUCAAGAAGACGUCCCAGGCCAGCUGGCUGAUGGGGCUGAUGGUUUAGUUUUGGAGGCUAUGCCCUGCGAGGCUGCCUGGAGUGGGGAUAGACCUCUUGGGGGUGAUGAUGACUUGGAACAGGGGACAGAGGCCUUGGAUUCCAUCUCUCUGGCUGGCAAAACUGUUGACCAGCCUUGCCCUUCUUCCUUGCAGGCUUCCGGCCACCCUUUCUCAUCAGUCUCGAUGGCACGGCUGGGCCGAAGAAACAAGGCUGGCGGAGUAGACGUUGGGGAAGGGGAUGACGGGAGGAUUGUCCUUCCUGAGGGCUUCAAUCCCCUGCAAGCUCUGGAGGAGCUGGAGAAAUUUGGCAACUUUCUGGCCAGAGGCCUUCGUGGCAGAAUGGAGGCCCCGGAUGAUCCCCCGGCCACACCAGCCCUGAAGCUUGCUGAUCUCUUCCAGAGAGACAUGCAGGCCCUGGGGGUCCUCGUGGCUGAGAUUGUGUUUGCAGCCAGGGUGCGGAUGCUGCGGCCUGAGGCACCCUUACGGGAACGUUUCCUCGCCGUCCGUGGGCUCUGUUCCCGCUACCCCAAGGAGAUCCCCAUCCCCUUGCAGCCUGUUUUGGAGACCCUGCUGCAGCUGAGUGAGCCUGUGGAGCCCCCGAUGACCGGGAGACUCUUUGCGUAUAAGCCCAUCUCCUGGGGCCUGCCCCCACCUAGUCCAGCUCAGCUCCUCAGCCCGUACAGCUCAGUUGUGACCUUUCCUUCCUACUUCCCGUCACUUUACAAGUUUAUUCUCCUGUACCAGACGAGGAGAGUGGAGGACGAGGCGCAGGGGCGGGAGCUGGUGUUUCAGCUGUGGCAGCAGGUGGAGGGGACCCUGCGGGAGAUCACUCCCGAAGGCCUGGAAAUCCUCCUUCCCUUUGUGCUGUCCUUGAUGUCGGAGGCCCACACGGCUGUGUACGCGGCCUGGUACCUGUUUGAGCCCAUCGCCCGGGCCCUGGGCCCCAAGAACGCCAACAAGUACUUGCUGAAGCCCCUGGUUGGGGCCUACGAGAACCCCUGCCAGCUGCAUGGCCGUUUCUAUCUGUACACUGACUGCUUUGUGGCCCAGCUGAUGGUCCGCCUUGGGCUCCAGGCCUUCCUUUCCCACUUGCUGCCGCAUGUACUUCAGGUCCUGGCUGGGGUGGAGACUUCUCAGGAGGACACCAAGUGCUUGGGGGGGACCACGGAAGAUGAGGAGAUUGGGGAAGGGGACGAGGGUCUGGGCCCCCGUACCAUCCAAAUGGAAGGGGACCCGGGCCCGUCGGGCCUGGGACUCCUGGACUACACGUCAGGCGUCAGCUUCCACGACCAGGCCGACCUGGCCGAGGGCGAGGACUUCCAGGCGGGUCUGUACGUGGCAGGGUCUCCCCCGCCUCCGGAGCCCGAGGCUCUCAGCCUGGGACGGCUCAGCGACAAGAGCAGCCCCAGCGAGGCGUCCCUGGGGGACGAUCGGCCUGGGGAUGAGGCCGAGCUCCCACGGGCCAAGAGCGGCCAGGACCUGAAGCAGAGUGAAGGGUCGGAGGAGGAGGAGGAGGAUGCGGCGGAGGACGAGGAGGAAGUCGCUGGUCCAGCGGGGGGAGUUGGAGAGGAGGAGGAAGAUGAACAGGACGGUAGCCCGGUAGCGCCUGAGCUCCCCCUCUCGGACACGGGUGUCUCUGUGGAUGCUGGCUUACCGAACGAUGACGGAAACGGGGAGGAGGAGGAGGACCUCGCCGAUGAGUCUGAGGACAAAGAGCAGAAGAUUCUCCUGGAUACCGCAUGCAAGAUGAUCCGCUGGCUUUCGGCCAAGCUUGGCCCCACUGUCACGUCCCGCUACGUGGCCCGGAAUCUUCUUCGCUUGCUGACCUCCUGCUACGUUGGUGCCACAAGGCAGCAGUUUAUGGGGAGCAGCAGCGACGCGAGCCCCUUGAACUCGGGCAACAUUUACCAGAAGCGUCCGGUGCUGGGGGAUGUGGUGUCGGCUCCCGUGCUGGGCUGUCUCAUGCACGUGGCCUGCCUCUAUGGGGAGCCCGUCCUCACCUACCAGUAUCUGCCCUACAUCAGCUACCUGGUGGCUCCGGGAGCGGGGGGAGGUCCCAGCCGCCUCAAUAGCCGGAAGGAGGCAGGCCUGCUGGCAGCUGUGACCCUGACACAGAAGAUCAUUGUGUACCUCUGUGACACCACACUCAUGGACAUCCUGCCCCGCAUCAGCCACGAGGUCCUCCUGCCUGUGCUCAGCUCCCUGACCUCCCUCGUCACAGGGUUCCCCGGGGGCACCCAGGCCCGGACCGUCCUGUGUGUGAAGACCAUCAGCCUGAUCGCCCUGAUCUGCCUGCGCAUCGGGCAGGAGAUGGUCCAGCAGCACCUCGGCGAGACAGUGGCCACCUUCUUCCAGGUGUUCUCCCUGGUGCAUGAGCUUCAGUGCCAGGCACCGAGGCCAGAGGCUCCAAGCCCAAGCGAAGGCCGGGUGCUGGAGGUGCCCUUCUCAGAUGGGCAGCGGCGGGCCGUCGACCUGGCCUUGCUGGACGAGCUGCAGAAGGUGUUCACUCUCGAGAUGGCCUACAUGACCUACGUGCCCUUCUCCUGCCUGCUGGGUGACGUCAUCCAGAAGAUCGUCCCCAACCACGUGCUCGUGGGGCAGCUGGCAGGGCAGUAUUUGGAGAGUGCCAGCCCGGUGGGCCAGGACCCUAUGAAAUUGGCACCCAUGCCCAGUGCCGCCACAGAGCAGGAUCCUCAAGGCAGGGGGGUAAACCGUGAUGACGGCAACUCGGGCACUUUUGGGAGCGUCCUGAUUGGGAACCGGAUCCAGAUUCCUGCAGACACACAGCCUGACAGUCCAGGUCCCCUGGGCCCCAGCUCAGGGGAGAUCGGCUGUAUCGGGGGCCUCUGUGAGAUGGGUGGGGAGGAGAGUUCCCUGAAGCGCGACCUGCCUCGAUGUACCCACGGAUUGAGUGGAAACUGGUUGGCCUACUGGCAAUAUGAGAUUGGUGUCAGCCAGCACGAUGCCCACUUCCACUUCCAUCAAAUCAGGCUGCAGAGCUUUCUGGGCCACUCCGGGGCUGUGAAGUGUGUGGCCCCACUGGGCAGUGAGGACUUCUUCCUGAGUGGGAGUAAAGACAGGACGGUCCGGCUCUGGCCCCUCUACAGCUGUGGGGACGGCACCAGUGAGACGGCGCCACGCCUCGUCUAUACCCACCAUCGCAAGAGCAUCUUCCACGUCAGCCAGUUGGAGGCGUCCCAGCAGGUGGUGAGCUGUGAUGGCACUGUCCACGUCUGGGACCCGUUCACAGGGAAGACGGUGCGGACGGUGGAGGCUUGGGACAGUCGGGUGCCCUGGACUGCUGUGGCUGUCAUGCCUGCCCCCCACACCAGCAUCACCCUGGCCAGUGCGGAUUCCACCCUGCGUUUUGUGGACUGUCGGAAGCCCGGACUGCAGCAUGAGUUCCGUCUUGGGGGUGGCUUGAACGCUGGCCUCGUCCGAUCGUUGGCCGUCAGCCCCAGUGGCCGAAGCGUUGUAGCGGGCUUCUCCUCGGGCUUCAUGGUACUACUGGACACCAGGACCGGACUUAUCCUUCGAGGGUGGCCGGCUCACGAGGGCGACAUCCUGCAAAUCAAGGCUGUGGAAGGGAGCACCCUGAUCAGCUCAUCCUCAGACCACUCCCUGACCAUCUGGAAAGAGCUGGAACAGAAGCCCACCCACCACUACAAGUCCCCCUCAGACCCCAUUCACACCUUCGACCUCUAUGGCAGCGAGGUGGUGACGGGCACCGUGGCCAACAAGAUUGGCAUCUGCUCCUUGACGGAGACGCCCUCUCAGGCCACCACCAAGCUCAGCUCGGAGAACUUCCGGGGGACGCUCACAAGCCUGGCUGUGUUACCCACCAAGCGUCACCUUUUACUGGGCUCAGACAAUGGGGCCAUCCGACUCCUGGCAUAGGGGAGGGACAUAGCAGACCCAGGCUGAGGAAUUGGCAAAUGUGCUCAGGAUUGGCAAACGUGGGCCUAGAUUUCUCUUCCCUGGUUUGGUGACUUCGCCCGUCUGUCUCAAAACUCACCCAGCAGGUAUGGUGUUUGGGCUUCCAGGGCACGUCCCAGUUGGGCGAAGAGCCUCAGGGCUCCAUACCACCUGUGCCUGACACCAAAGAGAGGAGUCCUAGACCCCAAGGCCCAAGACUCAUCCCCCUUUGUACCCCUGCUAAACCUCCAAAAGCUUUGCCCUGGGCCUCUAGGCAUAGGGGUGGGCACAUCCUGGACUUAAGCCCUCGGGGCCAGUGCUCUGUUGAGAAUAGAGGAGACGUGGGAGCCCUGGAGAGGCCUUGACCCGUGCCUUGGGUGUCGGCUGGCUGAGGAUGUCACUUUCCUGGCCCCCCUCCCACCACGAAGCUGAGGUUGGAGGACACAGAGGCUGCUCCUUAGCUGGAUCUGCCUCGCCCUGAUGAGGUCCUGAAGGAGAAGGGUGGUGAUGGCCCUAGGAGGCCAUGACUGUCGAGUCCUCACCUCCUUCCCUCACAUGAGGACGUCCCGCCACUCUGCGUACCCCAGGACAAAAGGCAGAGCGGGGAGUGAGGGGUGAGGAUGACAGUGUCUUCAGACGUUCGGUGGGGUUGUGAUGCCGGUGCUGAUCACUGACCGCUCCUGGAGGCUUCAGCCCAUAGGUGGAGUCCUGUCUGGGGCAGGCUCAGGAUGACAAUUGUUUUGUCCCAGAGACUCCUUUCUGUCCUUGUCCUAUCUGGUUUAGGACCAGCAUGGGGGAAGAGAGAGGAAAUGAGGCAACAGGAGAGUUGAGUCAAGCUUGGCUUACCAGAUAGCCAGUGGAUCCUUCCAUUCAACCCCCAUCCCCAGAGGGGAUAGAGGGGAAAUCCCUCCCCUCCCCUCCCAUCUCACCCUAGCAUUUUGUGCCUUGAGCUGGGGCGGCAGCUUCUGGACCCUUGCCCCAGAGGGCCCUUGGCUGUCAGACUGGGGAAGAGGUUCCCUUGGGUCCCAGGAAUAUCUUAUGGGCCAACAUUCCCAGAGCCCGGGGUGGAGGAGCAGGGAUGCCUCUUGGUUCCAGCCUCCCAUUAUUUGCAAUAGAUGUAAAUAUGACAAUAAACACUUUGGAAGAGCCAUGAAA
Molecule: messenger RNA, 7071 nt
Organism: Vombatus ursinus (common wombat)
Lineage: Eukaryota; Metazoa; Chordata; Mammalia; Diprotodontia; Vombatidae
Gene: WDR81
Product: WD repeat domain 81
Exons: 11
Coding region: 172-5898 (1908 amino acids)
Biological process (GO): aggrephagy
Cellular component (GO): mitochondrion
Molecular function (GO): protein binding; phosphatidylinositol 3-kinase regulator activity
Source: RefSeq, a predicted model, not a curated record